Messenger RNA from Dovyalis caffra, 441 nucleotides. The record is from the annotation of a GenBank genome assembly. Lineage: Eukaryota; Viridiplantae; Streptophyta; Magnoliopsida; Malpighiales; Salicaceae.
CAUGGCAGUUCGGUGUGGGACCAUGUAAAGAAGGAUGCGUGGUUUACAGCGCAAGGUGCGCACUUUUGUCAAAGCGGCGCAGCUUUGGCUCAUGUGCUCCGCUCCGUUUUAGCAUCCAAUGGGCCUGGAGGUCAACUCUAUAAGAACAAGAACAAAAAUGGACCUGGGAGUCUCAAGAGCUUCCGUAAAUCUGACAAUGAAUCAAUAAAUAUAAGUAAGCGUUUGACUGUGGUCAAAUUCUUGAAAAGUGCCCGUCACAAUGCUCGAGGAGGUGCAAGAAGACCCAGUAUCAUAAGCCAUGCAUGUUCUUCUGUCAGAAGUGCUGCAGGAAGUGCCUCUGCGUUCCCCCAGGGUUUUAUGGCAAUAAAGCUGUGUGCCCUUGCUACAACAACUGGAAGACCAAGGAAGGAGGACCCAAAUGUCCUUGAACAAGGAUCUUAA